Messenger RNA from Seriola dumerili (greater amberjack), 2895 nucleotides. RefSeq names its product MPV17 mitochondrial inner membrane protein like. Bases 322 to 972 code for a protein of 216 amino acids. Gene Ontology annotation, cellular component: membrane; cytoplasm. NCBI's taxonomy places the organism in Eukaryota, Metazoa, Chordata, Actinopteri, Carangiformes, Carangidae. The record is from RefSeq and is a predicted model, not a curated record. The transcript has 4 exons.
UGGUGACAGGCUCGCAGUCCCGUGCCGGGUGUCUGAUGGUGGUCGACAAGCAAGUAUCCUAUUUGAGAUUAGAAUACUUUUUGACCUUCAUCAUAUCAGAAACGUAUAUACUUUGUCGCUGAUCCAUCGAAAACUGGACAGAGCUGUACAGUAUUUGUGAUGCAGCGGAGAUCAUCACAGAGAUGACGCUUGUAUAACCGUCAGUACAGUAACGUUUGGCUAGCUAACUCACACCUUUAGUUAACGUCAGCCCACUGGUUUAAAUAACACAUUUUGAUAACAUCAUAUUUGAUUCCACGGUGUGACAGUAACCUUAAAAUAAUGCGAAAGGCGUUUCUGAGACAUGUCCGUCGGUUUCCGUGGGUCACCAACGUUACACUGUACGGCUGUCUGUUCGCCGGGGGGGACUUUGUCCACCAGUGGUUCUCGCGGAGGGAGAAAAUGGACUGGUCCCACACAAGGAACGUCGCCGUGGUCGCGUUCAGUUUCCAUGGCAACUUCAAUUUCUUUUGGAUGCGGUUCUUAGAGCGGAGGUUUCCGGGCAAUUCUGCCAGGAUGGUGAUGAGGAAACUGUUUCUGGAUCAGACCACAGCGGCGCCCCUGGCUACCAGUGUCUUCUACACAGGUGUCAGCUUCUUGGAGGGCAAAGAGGACAUCCUGGAAGACUGGAGAGAAAAAUUCUUGAAUACAUAUAAGACAGGGCUAAUGUUCUGGCCGUUCAUGCAGUUUCUGAACUUUGCCUUGGUGCCUCUAUACGUGCGGACCACUUUCACCGGGUGCUGUGCCUUCGUCUGGGCCACCUUCCUGUGCUUCUCACGUCAAAGUGGCGACGGCACAGCUGCUGCUGCUCUGGCAUGGUUGUUCCCUCCCAAAGAGGAUGAAGCAGAAUCCACAAAGGGCAAAGUAGACACUGAAGACAAGAUAGUGGCUCCCAAAGAUGGAACGGUAGCAUCUAAAACUACUCAGAACUGAAAGAUGCAGUCAAAGACAAAACAUUAACAGGGAAACACUGGUCCGAACAGGAUACAACUGCUGUCCUGUCUUUGGUUAAUGUUGCACUGGCAUUGGCAGGGAUUGAGAUUAAAGUCUCACUGGGAUCGAACUAAAAACGUAACAUGACGCUGCAAGGUGGUUUGGGAACCAGCGUCAGGCAAAUGGAAUGUAUGUAUUUACAGUUUAUUUUUCAAUAAUCACACAUCAGCUCUAUGGGAAAAUACUGCUCAAUACCCUUCCAUCGUCAUGCUAUAUUUCUCAUCAGGUUUUAAUUGUUGUUUUUAUAAAUGCAAACAAUAGAGUAUCAACUGGAAAAUACUAAAUAAUACUGAAAAGAUUUAUGAGGAUGUGUAUGUUUGGGAAAGAAGCUGUAACGAUGGAUAAAUGUGAGGUUGAUGUUCCAGAUUCCUCUGCUUUUUACGUAAAUGAAAAAAUGCAUCGAGUGUGGGAAAGAAUUUUUUCCACUAUGUGGAGUGGCAGCUAACAUAUUAGCUUAGACCUUUAGCUUCAUAAAAUUUGGCUAAAGUUAUAAAAACUAAAAUAUCACUCUCUCUUUAUCAGCACAAGUGCUUAGACUGUUAUCUGCAACUGUAACAGAGUGCCUCAUCGACAAAUCUGCUUUAGCUCCAUUUUCCACUCUGGUACAAGAUGUGCCAAAUACAGAUGCACACUGCACAGGUACCAAUAAGCAGUUGUAUUCUAACGUGCAUCUGUUUAUUUUUUAUGUAUAGGUAUUUUAUACAUAAUGACCAUAAUGCACUAAGCAAACAGAAGGGACAUAAUGGAAAAAAAAUCAUUAAAAACACUUAGACAUAUCUUAAAAUAAAUGUUAGAUUUCCAUAUUUUGAACCAUUCUCCUUUUACAUCUAGUUAUUGUUGUAAUGAGAUACUACUGACAAUUACUUUGACGUUGUCUAAUACAGACUGAUGAAAUUUAUCUCAGACAUCCAUUUACUUGUGGAAAUGCUGCCUGCCUGAUGUCGUACUUUAUGUUAAUGUGAUAAUGUGGAGUGCUCUCUAUGGUCUCUCUUUGCAACAUUGCCAAAUUGUCCGAUGCAGUUUGUUAUCCUAACAUUUUAAUUUUCAAUUUUACCUCCUUGUGAAAAUGUCACUUUAUAGGUUUGACUUGCCAGCAGCGACUCUUGAAAUGUAACAUCAGAUGCCUCCAGUUUUCUAUAGAGGUCGUUUUUCUAAAUAGAGUGCAGCUCAGUAUCCGUAUACAUAGAGUUUAAAAGGUUUGGGGCAGACUUUUCUCGUCUGUCUCAGCCAGAUAAUUAACAAGAACAUUCAAAUGGAUGUAUCUAUUUUUGUUUUUCUGAUGUGGUCUGAAACGUAGUUGUAGUUUUGCAUUUUGAAGUAGCAUAAGCUUGAGACACUGUGUGAUUAUAUUAUUUGAUGUGUCUCACAGAGCUGAAUUAAUACCGUAUUAAUAAUACUACAGUGUCUGCAUUGGGGUAGAGAAAAAACAAUGAUGUCACUGCUGCUGUUUGAUCCCUUUUACCAGAUGUUUAAAUUGCAUUCUUAAGUAUAGUAACUUAAUAUUAGUAUAGUAUUAGAGUGUUUGUUUCUUAUUAAUUAAUUCUUGAUUGUUUAUGUGCUACACUGGAACUGAAAGGUCAAAUCAAUGAAUAUUCCCUCUGUUCAUAUCAACAGCUGAAGACUGGGUGAUACAACUACAUGUAACUCAGCAGAGGAUUAGUACCCUUCUGUUGUACAAUUUUAAAUUUCUGUCUUAAUUAUUUUGUAACAGAUUUUGAUAUCACAAAGAACAACUACUGGAUUAGCAUUGUCGGCUAUAAUGUAUUGAACAAAUGAUUUGGUCACAUUUUGCACUAUACUUACACUGUGUAAAUGCUAAAAUGAGAUAGAUACUAUUUAUUGUUGAAUAAAUUGAAAACACCA